CACAGGAAUAUUAUGCAGCCAUAUAAAAGAAGGCAGUCUUGCCACAUGCAACAACAUGGAUGGAACUUGAGUGCAUUAUGCUGCAUGCAAUAGGUCAGACAGAAAAAGACAAACAUUGUGUGAUCUCACCUAUAUGUGGAAUUUAAAAACAGAACCAAACCAAAGCCAAACAAAAUAAAACUGAACCCAUAGAGAUUGGUGGUUGCCAGAAGCAGAGGUGAGAGGGUGGCUGAGAUGGGUAAAGGCAGUCAAAAGCUAUCUUCCAGUUAUAAGUAAGUCCUGGGGGUGUAAUGUAUAGGAUACCCAAAAAUAGUGUUUUAUCAACCACCUCUAUGUGCUUGAAGCAGGAGGAGGGCCUCCCCUGAGAGUUCUGUCAGCCAGUUUAACCAGAAGUGUCAUGGCCUUUUUUUCUUUGCUCGUGUUUCAGAUAAACCUUGAUCCUGGAUACUAGUUGGAUUCUUUACCACUGUGCCACAACGGGAACUCCAAACUUUGAUCCUAACAGAUGAAAUUUGGAGGGUUAUUUGGUCGGCCUCUCUGGUAACGGUGUCCACUCGUGUGAGGGGUGGGUGUGUGUGGGGACGUGGGUGCACCUGGGCUGAGGAGAGCAGGUAAAGGGACCCAGGUGAAGGGAGUCUGGACGUGGAGGAAAAAGAGUCUGAGGAAGGAGUCCCAAAGGAAGACGGGGCUGGUCUCCCCAGACUACAGGUGUCAGGCUACCAAGGAAUCACCAGAGGCCAGCAGACCAGGUAGGGUCCUGCCAGCUGGUGCUCAAACUGGGCUCAGUGGAUGAUCAUACAUCGGACAAGAGAGAGAAAGGCCAGAAACGUAAACAUAGGAGGUCAAGUCAGAAGACCACGGCGAGACAGCUGUGCUUCCAGAGACCCAGAGAUGUCAUUUCCUUCCAUCCGUCCAUCUAUCCAUCCCUCCAUCCAUCUUCCCACCCACCUGCACAGAGGUAAUCCCAGCCUGCGGAGGAAGGGAGCUCAUCAAUCCCUGGCCGAGACCCAAGGGCAGCUCCAAGGCCAGGGAGGGGAAGUGACCAAGCAGAGUCAGGCAAGCUCUGGCCUAGAAGCCAAGAGCCUGGUUCUCUUAGCCCUGCCACUGACCAGCUAUGGUCGUGUGGCUUGACCAUUCUGGAUCUCAGUCUCCUCACCUGUCAAAUGGGGACAGUUGGACCAGAGGAUGGUGGGGGCUUUCCUGUUCUGACAUUCCAUGGCUGACCCUUUAGCCCCUGAUGUCACAAUAUCGAGUCGGAUCGUGAUUGGCCCCUAGCCUCACCCGGCUCUGCUGUUCUCUUGGUCAUGGGCACAAGAUGGACUUGCCCUGGACCUUCCCUACUUGUGCUCUUCUGUUAUGGGCAGCUCUUGCCAUGGCUCAGGGCCAAGGUGGGGUCGGGACCCGAAGGAGCAUGGGACCAGGCCAGGGGACCAGGCCGGGGCAGGCCCCUGCCAGGACAGCACGAUGCCCAUCUCCUUCUCCACAGAUGAGCUCUACAGCGAGACCGUGGCAAAGGCCUUCCUGCAGUUUUACGAGCGUACAGCCCAGGUUGUGUGGAACCAGUUCAUGGAGGCGACCUGGAACUAUGUCACCAACAUCACCAAUAAAAAUCGAGAGGAGAUGCUGCGCAAGGACGUGGAGCGGUCCCAGCACACGCUGUACUUUGGCACCCGGGCCCGCCUGUUUAAGAUCGACGACUUCCAGGACCCGGACGUGAAGCGCAUGCUGAGUAAGCUGCAGAACCUAUACAAGGCGGCCCUGCCCGAGGACGAGCUCCGGGAGUACAACCAGAUUCUGGCCUACAUGGAGACCACGUACAGCAUGGCCCAGGUGUGCCUGAACGAGGGGCCCUGCCUGCCCCUGGAACCUGACCUCGAGGAAGUCAUGGCCACCUCCCGGGACCAGAAGGAGCUGCUGUGGGCCUGGCAGGGCUGGCGGGAUGCUGUGGGGCGCCAGCUCCGCAUGACCUUCGAGCGCUACGUUCAGCUCAGCAACAAGGCUGCGGAGCUCAAUGGUUAUGAAGACAUGGGGGCCAUGUGGCGAUCCGCGUACGAGUCCGACACGCUGGAGCAGGACGUGGAGCAGCUUUACGAGGAGCUGCAGCCGCUCUACCUGAACCUGCACGCCUACGUGCGCCGGGGGCUCUACCGCUUCUACGGGCCCCAGCUCAUCGACCCAAGGGGGCCCAUCCCUGCCCACAUCCUGGGGAACAUGUGGGCCCAGUCCUGGGUCAGCAUCCUAGACCUGGUCCUGCCCUUCCCAGAGAAGCCCCCCGAGGACAUCACGAAGAUCAUGAAAGGCCAGCACUGGAAGCCGGAGAAAAUGUUCCAAGAGGCUGAAAAGUUCUUCACCUCCCUGGGGCUGCUUUCCACCCCUCCUGAGUUCUGGAAAAACUCCAUGAUGGAAAGGCCAACAGACGGGCGGGAGGUGGAGUGCCACGCAUCGGCCUGGGACUUCUACAACGGCGAGGACUUCAGGAUAAAGAAGUGCACCGAGGUGACCAUAGAAGACCUGCUCUCCAUCUUCCACCAGAUGGGCCAUAUCCAGUACUUCCUGCAGUAUAAGAACCUCUCUGUGAUCUUCCGCGCAGGCGCCAACCCAGCCUUUGAAGAGGCCGUGGGGUCGGUGAUCACCCUCUCGGCCUCGUCCCACAAGCACCUGCUCAACAGAGGCCUGCUCAGCCACCAGCACCAGGACGAAGGUGCCGGGGACCAAGAGGACGCUAGGAGGGCAGCCCGGGCCUGGGGCUGCAGCUGGGGCUCUCCGGGCAGGGCGGAAGGGAGGGGACCCGGCAGCCGCCUCCUGACGGGCCCACCUUGCCCAGAGGAGGAGGUCAAUUUCCUGAUGAGCAUGGCCCUGGAGAAGAUCGCCUUCAUCCCCUUCGCUUACCUCGUGGACCGGUUUCGCUGGAAGGUCUUUGACGGCACCAUCCGGAAGGCCGUCUACAACCAGGAGUGGUGGAACCUCAGGCUGAAGUACCAGGGCCUGUGCCCCCCUGUCCCUCGGACAGAGGAUGACUUUGAUCCAGGCGCCAAGUUCCACAUCUCUGCCAGCAUGCCCUACAUACGGUACUUCCUCAGCCUCAUGCUCCAGUUCCAGAUCCACGAGGCACUCUGCAAGGCCUCGGGCCACGUGGGACCCCUGCACCGCUGUGACAUCUAUAACUCGAAGAAGGCUGGGAAGCUCCUGGCGGAUGUCCUAAAGCUGGGCUCCAGCAAGCCCUGGCCAGAGGUCCUGCAGAAGAUAACCGGGGAGACCAAGGUGUCUACAAAGGCCCUCAUGACCUACUUCAAGCCCCUGCUGAACUGGCUGGUCACUGAGAAUGUCCGGCAUGGGGAGAUCCUGGGCUGGCCAGACUUCAGCUGUUCCUUGGAACAAUCCUUUGACAAAGAAACAGACAGGGCAGCAUUCCUGGGUCUGGAGCUGAACCCUGACCAGGCCAAAUCCGGGCAGUGGGUGUUGCUGGCCCUGAGCUUUGUCAUGUUACUCAUGGUCCUGCUGCUGGCCUACAAAGUGUACACCCUGGAAAAAAAGUCACUGGCCCAAGAUACCAGCGCACAGGACACCAGUGUACAGGACACCAGUACACGGGACAACAGUGUACACGUGCCACCACCCAAAGCCUACUUCCUGGGCACAGCCAUGGAGCCCCACCAAGUUGUCAGAAGACAGUGGAUGCUGCUGGGCCUCUGUCUCAUCCUGAUGCUGUGCUCAGUUGGCCUGAUCAUUCGGAUUUUCACGCAGCACAGCUGGAAGCCUCCGUGGAUGAGAGAUGAAUGGUGGAGCUGGGACUAAGACACUGCGUGACUGCCAGCCUGCCCCCCUCACACUCAGGGACAGCCAGGACAACUCUGCCCCCCAGGAGGCCACACUUGCUGCCCUCCCAUCCCCCAGCCACAGUGGCCAAUGAGGCCUCCAUCAGGCAUUGUGGCUCUGCGUGGCAAAGGCACAUCCAGCCCAGGACUCCAAGCCUCUCACCUGGACUCCAGCAAAAACCUCUCUGAGCCUCCUUGUCCAACCUCCCUCCCCCACCCGCCACUGUAGUUCCUUUCACUGGAAUGUUUCUUUCAUGUCUAACUGCUUAAGAACGUGGUUGUCCAUCAAUUAAAUCUAGAUGUUCAAAAUGGCAUCGGAGGAUCUUUAUCGAUUCCCCUUUUCUCCCACCUCACCCUUCCCAACCCUCAGCUCAGCCCCCUGCACUGAUUCUGCCAUCGGCCUUUGCCUCAGAUGCCUGUCCCAUUUGAAUGCUUGCCCUCCAAGGCCUGGCUCAAAACUGGCCAUCGGACCCUCUGCAAAGCUCCAAGCCCACCAAUAUGCUUAGUAAACAGUGGCCUCCUUUUCUCCCUCCUCUCCAAGAAGCCUCUUUCAAUAAACCCAUCCCCAUCCCCAUCUGCUUCUUCUAGUGUAUUCAUUUUCAAUCAGUACUCAGACACUUUUAUCAGUGGUCACUUGCUAAUAGGCGGUUUUAAAUCUGUUCUCCUUCCAAGUGCUGCCUGUGUGCUAAGAGCUCUCAGGCCUCUAAAGGAAGCCCCUCACUGCAUACUUUGUGUAGGUAAUGUGGACUACUACCCAACCCUCCCAGGACCAGGUCCUGGGUGCACUUGCCAUUAAGAGUUCUGCAUGAGCACUGGGGUUCAGCUGGAGGGCACUUCGUAAGGAUGGGCAAGAGGUCUAACCACAGCACUGCCGGAAUCCAACCCAGGAAUGAGAUCUGCAAAGAAACCUUCAGAAGACCCCUUGGGGCUUCUGACAACCCUCUUUGCGCACCCCCCACCCCUGCCUGAAAGAGUCUGGCAACUGAACGCCUGGUAACGUUCAGAUUCCCCUCUGGUUCCGAGAGGGGCUGAGGUCACACUGGUCUUCGGGACAGAGCAGAAGCGCCUCAGAGAAGCUCUGCCAAUUCCUGGCGCGCAACUC
Molecule: messenger RNA, 4917 nt
Organism: Sus scrofa (pig)
Lineage: Eukaryota; Metazoa; Chordata; Mammalia; Artiodactyla; Suidae
Source: RefSeq, a predicted model, not a curated record